This is a messenger RNA of Manduca sexta (tobacco hornworm), 1241 nucleotides long. RefSeq lists its product as uncharacterized. The transcript is spliced from 6 exons. The record is from RefSeq and is a predicted model, not a curated record. Gene Ontology annotation, molecular function: N-acetyltransferase activity. The coding region runs from base 50 to 871 and encodes 273 amino acids. Lineage: Eukaryota; Metazoa; Arthropoda; Insecta; Lepidoptera; Sphingidae.
UGUCAGUAAAUAUUUAUUUACAAAUAAAUUGUCUUUUAAAAUUUUAGUAAUGUCUCUAUUAUCUUUUAUUAAAUUGGGACCUAUUCUUUCGAGAAGGCUGAGUAUCCGAAAAUGUCAUAAUGUGUUUGGUAUUAAAGAUUUAAUUCAGCAGGAAAGGCUGGACAAUUUCACCGUUUCUCCAUUAACUGUGAAGCAUUUUGAUAUGGCUGUUGAAGUAAUUAAAAAGUACUAUUUGCAUGAACAUGUCCUCGUCAGAGCUCGGAAUAUGAACCUCAGCAAUGACCGCGCAGUAGAUGAGUACAUUAUUAGCUUGCUGAAGCAAGGCAAUUCGUUGUUUGUCAAGGCAAGCGAUGAUUCGGUAGCUGGCGUAUGCAUUAGUUUUGCGAGCAGUCCAAUAGAUGCGAAAAACUUAAGAAACUAUGCUUUUUAUCGACAGGAUCCAAACACUAAAGACUUCUUGUACUUCACGGCAAAGUUGCAAGAGACGCCAAACCUCUGGCAAGUUUUCAGCCAACAAAAAGUUUUCGAGAUAAAAAUGUUGACAGUAUUACCGGCGUAUCGAAGACAAGGUCUGGCUGUGAUGCUCGUGGAAAAAUCCAAAGAGGAGGCGCACGAUCAGGGUUACAGCGUCAUUCGCAUGGAUUGUAUUAAUCAAUAUGACUACAAAAUAGCCGAGAAGUGCAAUCUGCAGUGCAUCGUAAAAUUCCCUUUACACAAGCUGCGUGGGAUCAACGCGCCGUAUAUAAAGCGGAGUUCAGAACAUAACAGGUACGUGCGCGUGUAUGUGGACGCACGUGUACACCCGGAUGUGGACAUCGACAGAGCUGAGAUUAAGAAGAAGGGAAGCCAUUUGGAAACUCUUCUGGAAUGAUAUAUUCUGACUUGGUGUGCCACGAGAACGAGGCAAUGCGACGCAAUGUUAUUCACUCGCACGCUACAUAGAACACAAGCAUGUUCCAUUGUUUUCAUUGCGUUUGUCACAAUUGCGGUUCUCGCUCACAUAGGCCCCAUAAUUGAAUAAUGUGUUUAGUUUGAUGUGUGUAGUAAAUUUAAAUUUGCUGUUUUGUAUAUAUUAUUAUAAUAUUGUAUGAGUAACGUGGAAGUCCAAUGUUGAGUAACGUAGAACUGUAACCAUGUUUAAACCGUCACUGCGUUUCUAACAAAAUUUGUAAAACUACAUCAGAUAUUUACUACAACUUUUAUUUUCUAUGUUUGUUAAUAAAGUGCUUUUUUAUCGAAAA